Coniophora puteana RWD-64-598 SS2 is the source of this 1250-nucleotide messenger RNA. RefSeq names its product glycoside hydrolase family 9 protein. Gene Ontology annotation, molecular function: hydrolase activity, hydrolyzing O-glycosyl compounds. Gene Ontology annotation, biological process: carbohydrate metabolic process. NCBI's taxonomy places the organism in Eukaryota, Fungi, Basidiomycota, Agaricomycetes, Boletales, Coniophoraceae. The transcript is spliced from 8 exons. Bases 95 to 1240 code for a protein of 381 amino acids. The record is from RefSeq and is a predicted model, not a curated record.
CGGGCUUUUGAAGCGCGCGUUUGGCGGCUGCUGGCAGUGCGCCUCACUUGUCUCUACCAACCCACCAUCUACGGUCUGAGGUCUAUAGUCUGCCAUGCUUUCCCUAGCUGUCCUUCUGCCAGUGCUGGCCGGCUCAGCGCUAGCACAGGUUCCUCUUCCCAAUCCCCAGUGGCAGCCCCAGAACGCCUCGGCAGGCGCGGUCCCUUCUCCGUAUGGCACUUCUCAGCCUAACCCACAGUGGUCAAAUCUCCUUGGCGAUCUUCUCUGGUUCUACGAGGCUCAGCGCAGUGGCAAUCUCCCAUCCACCAACAGGGUUUCCUGGAGAAACAACAGCGCUACCUCUGAUGGCUCAGACGUCAACCUUGAUCUCACUGGCGGUUAUUAUGAUGCUGGAGACUAUAUCAAAUGCACCUUUCCUCUUUCCUUUGUUUUAAUGUCGAUAUGUUGGGGAGCGACAGAUUUUGGAAAGGGCUACGACCUCUCUAACCAGACGCCUUACUUGGACGAUAUGCUGCGAUGGGGGCUUACAUGGCUUGAAAAGGCACAUCCGGCUAAUGACACGCUUUUUGUACAAGUUGGCGAUACCAAUGCGGAUAACGCCUACUGGGGUGGUGACCAGAACAUACCCGGGUCGCGUCCAUCUUUUCAGAUCAAUGGAACAAACCCAGGAACAGAUGCUGCAGCUGGUGCUGCAGGCGCCUUCGCUGCUUGCUCCAACCUGUACUCCAACCGCCUCUUCUCCAACGCUUUCUCAGGAGCCGCCACCCUCCAGAACUCUUCAUACGCUUCAGAGCUUCUACAGCACGCCGAACAGCUUUAUGAUUUUGCUGUUCAUGCCCCGGGAGGCAUGACAGAAUAUCAGAACAACGCACCAGUUGCUGGCGAUGCCUACGCUUCUUCUGGUUAUGGUGACGAGCUAACGAUGGCGGCCCUUUUUCUUGCCUGGGCCACAAACUCGAGCUCGUACUACCAAGAUGCGCACACCUACUACUCUAAUUACAGUCUCAAGGGAUACAAAGGUGUGUUCAACUGGGACAACAAGACGCCAGGCGUCAACGUCUUGUUCGCCCAGAUUGAACAGGCAGGCGGCUUCGGCGGGGGUAACCUCUCGAACUGGCAGUCUGAGGUCGAACGCUACCUUGACGGUAUUGUGUACGGCGGCGGCGACGGCUGGAUGACGAAGGUGGUCUGCUAUAUUACGAUGGCGAUUCGGACGACGCGAGUCUCAACCCUGCGCUGAAUGCGGCUAU